AUGUCAGCAGUACGAAGUGCAGCACUUAAGCUCGACUGGGCCCAAGUGACCAGCUCUCUCGGUCUUCGAGGACAGACAGCCACAGCUCUACAGGCUUUUAAAAAACGCAAUGAAGACGCACGGCGCCGUGUGCAGCAACUUAAAGCCCAGCCGCAGACUGUUGACUUUGCUCAUUACCGAGGCCUCCUCAAGAACCAGGCAAUAGUCGAUCAGAUAGAACGUCAUUGUGCUACCUUUAGACCCUCUACCUACGACCUGUCGCGCCAGUUAAAAUCCAUUGAAGCCUUUGAAGCUCAGGCCCUAAAGGACGCUACGGCUACCAAGGGCCGCGUUGAUCUCGAGCUCCGCGACUUAGAGAAGACCCUCAAAAAUAUUGAGGAAGCCAGGCCAUUUGAGGAUCUCACAGUUGACGAGGUAACCGCGGCACGUCCUGACAUUGAAGAAAAAGCCAGCCGUAUAAUCGCAAAAGGGCGCUGGUCGGUACCUGGCUACAAGGUUCGAAAAAUUUGGCGACUUAUCUGUAAUCUAAUCUCAGCCAAAGAGGAUUUGAUUUUUUGCCUGCAUGAUGAAUCUAUGGAAUACUUUCAUCAAAUAAGAGUUUGCUUAUAA
Molecule: messenger RNA, 609 nt
Organism: Blumeria graminis f. sp. triticale
Lineage: Eukaryota; Fungi; Ascomycota; Leotiomycetes; Helotiales; Erysiphaceae
Source: the annotation of a GenBank genome assembly